Lactuca sativa (garden lettuce) is the source of this 897-nucleotide messenger RNA. RefSeq lists its product as uncharacterized. The record is from RefSeq and is a predicted model, not a curated record. NCBI's taxonomy places the organism in Eukaryota, Viridiplantae, Streptophyta, Magnoliopsida, Asterales, Asteraceae.
AUGAUUGAAGAAGAAGAAGAGAUGGAGCUAAAGAAAGAAGAAGAGAAGUCAACAACACCUUCAAAGCAAGUUCCUAUUGAAGAAAAAGUCACUCCUCCUCCAUUUCCCAUAAGGUUAAGCAAGUCAAAGCAUGAAAGGAAAGGAAAUGAAAUCAUGGAGAUGCUUAGAAAGGUUGAGGUAAAUAUUCCUCUUAUUGAUGCCAUCAAACAGGUCCCUAGAUAUGCUAAAUUCCUUAAGGAAUUAUGCACAUCUAAGAAAAGAUUGAAAGGGAAUGAAACUGUCAAAGUGGGUGAAAAUGUAUCUGCAGUGUUACAGAAAAAAUUACCUCAAAAAUGUAAGGAUCCGGGUGUUUUCAUAGUUCCUUGCAAGUUAGGUAAUCUUCAUGUUCCACAAGCUAUGCUAGACCUUGGAGCUUCUAUCAAUGUUUUGCCAUAUUCUAUUUUCAAAACCUUAAAUAUUGGCACAUUGAAGAAGACCGGGGUAAUCAUUCAAUUGGAUGAUAGAUCUUUAGUACAUCCAAAAGGUGUGCUAGAAGAUGUGUUAGUCCAAGUAAAUGAGUUAGUAUUUCCAGCAGAUUUUUAUGUCCUUGACAUGGAUGAUGACGACUCACCAGAUUUAAGCUCAAUUCUUCUAGGAAUAACCUUUUUGAAAACAGCUAGGACAAAAUUUGAUGUUGAUGAUGGUACAUUAUCCAUGGAAUUUGAUGGAGAGGUGAUAAAUUUCAACAUCAAUGAUGCUAUGAGAUAUCCAAGUGAUGUUUCAUCUUUGAAUAUUAUGGAUGUCAUUGAACCAUUAACCGAAGAGUGUUUUGAUUUGUCUAAUCUUGAUGUGUUAGCUCUCAUUUUAGACAGGAAUCUUCAAAAAGGAAAGAGUGGAAAAACAUGCCAAAAUAUUUAA